UGUUGAAAGUUCAAAUUGUCAGUACAAAAAUAUACACAAAGAAAUAAUUUACAAUAGUGAAGAAAACUUUAAUUUAUUAAUUACUUCUAUAUUGAAAUGGCAAACUACCCUUACAGUUAUCCUGCACAAUUCUCACCUAUAUUACCCCCAACCGCGGAGUAUGGUAACCAGGGUGACGGUUACAGAGACUAUUAUGAAAUGGGACAGUUAAAGGAAGAUCGAGAUCUCAAAAGGACAGGACGACACCAUCGUACAGGCAAGGCGCGUUCCCGGUCUGCGAGCAGGACCGGCUCGAGUUCCCGGUCUCGAACACACUCGAGAUCCAGAUCAAGGUCCCGGAGUCGCUCGCCUAGCUGCACCACCGGCCGACAACACGACCUUAGUCUGAAGGAGCCCGGGAUUCUAGAUGCUUUUAGAGUUUUAUACCUCACACCCAGUAAACAUAAGAAGAGCGCAACCAAGUUCCUCGCAACGAAGAAACGACAGGACCAGGUACAAGAGAUUCUUAAAAAGGAUAGAUUUGGUUCGAAGAGAUGGUUCUUCUAUCCCCGGCAGCUGACGCAAAGCGACACUACGACGUCGUUGCCUCAACGAGAGAACUCCGAUCAACGAUUCAAAGUCGACGCAAACUUCUUUAGGAAAUACAAGCGGAGUAGGAAAGUGGACAAUGACGCUCCGAUUAUGAAACUCAAAAGAUGGGAGUUAGUUUUUUAUAAGAAGCUUGGUUUUAUACAAGCCGUUUGAUAUUUAAUUAUUUGCUAUUUAUCUAUUUAAGUUUUUCUAAAGAUGACAAUAAUUUUGUAGGUUACAUUAAA
Molecule: messenger RNA, 815 nt
Organism: Papilio polytes (common Mormon)
Lineage: Eukaryota; Metazoa; Arthropoda; Insecta; Lepidoptera; Papilionidae
Exons: 3
Coding region: 97-744 (215 amino acids)
Source: RefSeq, a predicted model, not a curated record